CAUUCUGUUUAACAACAUCCCUGUGUAUUUGUAGUUUGGAAGUUUGGAAGAUUGUACUGUGUUGUACAAGGGAAAAUUCGUAAAAUUAAGAAUCUUUUUGGUCUUUAUUAUCCUUAACAUAUUUAUAAAAUGAAAGGUUCGUCCAAAAAUGACGAUUGCUACUUUUUCUACUAUUCUUCGUGUACCAAGAGUGACAGAUGCCCCUUUCGCCAUGAAGCAGCAGCACUAGGAAAUGAAACAGUUUGCUCCUAUUGGCAGCAAGGAAUGUGCAGCAAACUCCACUGCCCUUUCCGUCAUAUGGAAUUAAAAAAGAACCGUUCCCAAAUCCCCUGUUAUUGGGAAUCUCAACCAGUUGGAUGUCAGAAGUCUCAUUGUCCAUUCUUUCAUAAAUCAUCAAGAGAGUUAGGAGACACUUCACCAAACAAAGAUGAAACAGUCAAUAAGAAUGCAAAAAGCGAUCAAGAAGUUUCCGAAAAUGGUACAAGCACUCCACCGUUAGUUCAAUCUAUGGUUGUCAGCAUUAAUGAAGAAUCUGAUACUGAAAGCAUUCCUUCUCCCAGCAAAGUUCAGAAAAAUACAGACGAUGCAUUCAAAAUUAAGUCUUUGGAAGAACUCAAGCUCGAACAGAUUCAGAAACAUGAUGCUGCUCUGUAUCAAUAUGACCAGCCAGCUGAAGGCAAAACAAAAGUAGGCAAAACGAGAACAGACUUAAGAAAUCGUCUGCAAGUCAGUCAGCCACCUGAACAGAAUUCGGAAUUCAAAGUGAAAACACUGGAAGAAAUUCGAGCGGAAAAGUUGGCAAAAAGCCAAGGGCCCAAGGAUUGUCCAACCACCGUCGACGGUGACCUGAUCAGCUCUUCAACUAGUGCGAAACGGCCAGCACCUCAAAACAAAAAACAAAUCCGAAUCAAGCGACCGAAACUUGCAAGCGAUCCCGGUUCAGAUGUCCAAGUGCCUACGUCCGUGAUGGAAAGCCCCGUGGCAGAUCCUACAGCGUCUAGCAAGUCCCAGCCCGACUCGACUGAAGCAGACGAUUACCUUGAAGAUGACAUGGACGAUGGGGGAGAUGCCAAUACCGGUUCAUUAAACGAUGACGAACUUCUAUUAGAGAUCGAUAAUAUCCUGGGAGAUUAAAUUAACAUGUUUGUUUUUGCUGUUUUGCUUGUUUGUAAUUGCUCUGCAAAGUGAUACAUAAUAAUGACACACGACAACUUGGGAAGAAAAAUACAAAUGUGCGUUUUAAAUCCA
Daphnia pulex (common water flea) is the source of this 1248-nucleotide messenger RNA. Its product is annotated as zinc finger CCCH domain-containing protein 11A-like. Bases 130 to 1134 code for a protein of 334 amino acids. The transcript is spliced from 5 exons. NCBI's taxonomy places the organism in Eukaryota, Metazoa, Arthropoda, Branchiopoda, Diplostraca, Daphniidae. Gene Ontology annotation, molecular function: metal ion binding. The record is from RefSeq and is a predicted model, not a curated record.